Molecule: messenger RNA, 438 nt
Organism: Phytophthora nicotianae INRA-310
Lineage: Eukaryota; Oomycota; Peronosporomycetes; Peronosporales; Peronosporaceae
Exons: 1
Coding region: 1-438 (145 amino acids)
Source: RefSeq, a predicted model, not a curated record
AUGGUUGCAUCCGGUGACAGCAUGCAACUAGACCACACAGCAUGUAUUGCUCACGAAAUUUAUCUCAUUUUGUCGACUGUACUUAAGAAAAAGAAGAGACCUCCUGAACAGGACCGAGAAGCCUUGGAAAUUGCCGUGGAAGCUGAACCAGAUGCAGUAUGUACAGAAUACGAAGGUGAUGACGAACUGUCGGACGCAGACAGAGAACAGAUGCAGACUCUGCGAGAUGAUAUAUUGGAGGAGAUGGAUACUUUUGUUAACAAUGCUGUGGAGGAUGUCGAAAAAGAUCAGCUGGCUGAAAUGCGUGUUAUCGUGCAGAAGUUUCGAAGCUUGGCAGUUUAUUUCCGGAAAUCACCGAAGGCUCGGAACAGAUUAGCCUUGCUGCAGACCGAAAAGCUAAGGAUUCCAAAAAAAGGAUGUUGUAAAUCCUGUUGUUGA